AUGUUCAGGGGACCAUUAUACGUUUUAGCGUUUGCUAUAUACUGCUACCUGGUGUUCCACUACCUCUCCCUGUCAGACAAUGGUGGUGGUGGUGAUGAUGAUUCUCGGAUACCCGUAGCCAAAGGGAGUCCCAAGUUAAGUAGCAACGCGUACUUUGAUCCAGAGCCCUUGGCAAAGGAUCGUACUCAGAUAGGGAAAGAGAAUGCUACUUUAGUGAUGCUUGUAAGGAAUUUUGAAUUAAAGGGAGCUCUACUGAGUAUGAGACUGUUGGAAGAUCGCUUCAACAGGCACUACAAGUAUCCAUGGGUAUUUUUAAAUGAAGUUCCCUUUGAUGAUGAAUUCAUAGAGAAAACAACUCUAAUGGCUAGCGGAGAAACAUUCUAUGAGUUAAUCCCUCCAGAAGAUUGGUUUCCUCCUAAACAUAUAAACAUCCCAAAGUUUAAACUCAACCUUGAAGAACUAUAUAACGAAGGAGUGGUUUAUGGGGGAGUAGAGUCUUAUCAUAACAUGUGCCACUUCAAUUCCGGUUACUUUUACCGUCAGAAACGACUACUAAACUACGAAUGGUAUUUCAGAGUUGAACCAGAUGUUCAAUACUUGUGUGAUUUUCAAUAUGACCCUUUCCAGUUAUUACGUGAAAAUAACAAGCUCUAUGGGUUUAUCAUAGCCAUUCAUGAAUAUGAAAGGACAGUGAUAAGCCUAUGGGAUGCAGUCCAAGGAUUUAUGGAAGCCAACCCUAAGCUAAUCCACCCUCAUAAUGCUAUCAAUUUUAUCACCACUUAUGAAAGUGACUUAAACAAAGGUCAUACAGUGGAGAACUUGAAUUCGAGCUACAAUCUUUGCCAUUUCUGGUCAAAUUUUGAAAUUGGGAAUCUUGAAUUCUUUAGAGGUGAAGCUUAUGGUAAAUACUUUGACUACUUGGAUCGUUACGGUGGAUUCUACUAUGAAAGAUGGGGCGAUGCUCCAGUACACACCAUCGGAGUAAGUCUUCUUAUGGAUAGAGAUCAAAUACAUCAUUUUGAGGAUAUUGGUUACUACCAUUUACCCUUCAUGACUUGUCCUAAAUCUCAGGAUGUUUUGACUUCCAAAAGGUGUAUUUGCUCAGCAAAUGGCCCAGAUAACGUCCAGAUAAAUGUUGGAAUGGAGAUGGAAAAGUUUAGUUGUUUGGCAAGAUGGUGGAGAUACGGUUCAGGGAAACUGUUUAUGAAUGAUGUCGAUUAUACCAGUUUCACCUAA
This is a messenger RNA of Lizanozyma spartinae, 1236 nucleotides long. RefSeq names its product mannosyltransferase (gene KTR2). Gene Ontology annotation, molecular function: alpha-1,2-mannosyltransferase activity. Gene Ontology annotation, biological process: protein N-linked glycosylation; cell wall mannoprotein biosynthetic process. NCBI's taxonomy places the organism in Eukaryota, Fungi, Ascomycota, Pichiomycetes, Serinales, Debaryomycetaceae. The transcript has a single exon. The record is from RefSeq and is a predicted model, not a curated record. Gene Ontology annotation, cellular component: membrane; Golgi apparatus. Bases 1 to 1236 code for a protein of 411 amino acids.